AUGCUAACGAGGCAUUUGGUGCAAUCAUUGCCCCCUAUUGCUGUCACACACGCAUUUGCACGCUGCAACGAGCCGUUGAGCACGGAUAUCCAGCCAGCCAUCCACGUUGACUCGGUAUCCUGCGACUGGAUACGGAUGUGCCUCGCUUCCAGUAGCGUAGCGCUUACCGCGCGUCUGGUCCGUGGUCCUGCGCGCUGGAGUAAUCCUCGUGGUCCCCCAAAGACCGGGCGCGGCAUGCAUGUCUUGGUCCUCGCUCAGUAUCGUCGCCAAUCAGCUCUCGCCACGACAGGCCUGAAGCCAUCCACUCGGUCACCACGGGUUCAGCUACAGCAAUGCUGCACGGGGCCUCACCUCUCUUUGCCUUACUACCCGCCGAGCUACACAGCUGAGCUCGAAACCAAGGUGUCGUUACGGCGAAAGCCUCGCUGGCUGUCGUAA
This is a messenger RNA of Phytophthora sojae, 438 nucleotides long. RefSeq lists its product as hypothetical. The record is from RefSeq and is a predicted model, not a curated record. NCBI's taxonomy places the organism in Eukaryota, Oomycota, Peronosporomycetes, Peronosporales, Peronosporaceae. The transcript has a single exon. Bases 1 to 438 code for a protein of 145 amino acids.